Amoebophrya sp. A25 is the source of this 199-nucleotide messenger RNA. The record is from the annotation of a GenBank genome assembly. Lineage: Eukaryota; Dinophyceae; Syndiniales; Amoebophryaceae.
CAGGUUUCAUCUGUAGGCGAAGACUACCCCGUGCAAAAAAGCGACCCAAACGCCUUCAAACGAAGAAAAGUAUCCUCAUCUACGUCAUCUUCGUGGCAUUCUCAAUCAGGAGGAAUAGGAAAGGUAGGAGGUCCGACUUCGUCAUGGCCCUCUUCUACUCCAUCGUCUAGUUCAUCUUCGUCACCAACGAGCAGGCAAC